Molecule: messenger RNA, 6505 nt
Organism: Varanus komodoensis (Komodo dragon)
Lineage: Eukaryota; Metazoa; Chordata; Lepidosauria; Squamata; Varanidae
Gene: LHFPL2
Product: LHFPL tetraspan subfamily member 2
Exons: 3
Coding region: 579-1265 (228 amino acids)
Cellular component (GO): membrane
Source: RefSeq, a predicted model, not a curated record
UCAAACACUGCACAUUCGCCCCUCCCUAGCUGCGAGAGCUGAUUUCUGCACAGUGUGCAUGGUGUAGAUUGGGCCCUGUCUUCUACCCAAUGCUCCCUUGGCCUCAGCAGAGAGCCUGCCCUGUGUCCCUUUGCAGGCAACAGCAGGAAAACCGUAACACAUCAUGAAAAUACUGCCCUACAUAGAGGACAGGUACAAGACUGGACAGGUACAAGACUGGGCUUUCUGAUAAAUGUGCAGAUUUUGGUAUGUGAUGUCAAACAAGUAGGCAGUCCUCUGUCGCCUCCCCCGCACUGUUGAAACAUCAUGUGCCAGUAUGAAUAUUAACACAGACGUGCACACAUCCGUGCUCUGCAACCAAAGAAGAGAAGAAGAGAAACUAAGCGUUUGGCAUCAGUGAAUGGACUGCUUGCAAAACUCGGUCUAACUUCUGUGGAGAAUAAUUCCUGUUUCUGCUGUUGAAAAAGAGCUGAACGGAUACCAGAUCUCCUCCUUUCCCCUAUUUAAACUGGUAUCUUCCUUUUUUGCUUUGGAUUUUAGGCUUUGAGCUGCAGUGGACCCAAGCGCUGGACACCAAUAUGUGUCAUGUCAUUGUCACUUGCCGCUCAAUGCUGUGGACCCUCCUGAGUAUCGUUGUGGCAUUUGCAGAGCUCAUAGCCUUCAUGAGUGCUGACUGGCUGAUCGGCAAGGCAAAGCCUGGGCGCUCUGAGGACAUGGACAACAGGACAGGAAGGUCACAGGAACCCUAUCGUCCAACUCUGGGGAUCUAUGGGCGGUGUAUCAGACUCCCGCACGUUCAGUCUUCCUUGCCAGACACACUUUGUGGCCCUUAUGCAGAGAACUUCCAGGAAAUUGCCAGUGGUUUCUGGCAGGCCACUGCUAUUUUUCUUGCCAUGGGGAUCCUGAUCCUUUGUGCUGUCGCUUUUGUAUCUGUUUUCACCAUGUGUGUACAGAGUAUUAUGAAGAAAAGUAUUUUUAAUGUUUGUGGGCUGCUACAAGGAAUUGCAGGUCUGUUCCUUAUCCUGGGAUUGAUCUUGUACCCUGCUGGGUGGGGCUGUCAGAAGGCAAUAAGCUAUUGUGGACCUUACGCUUCUGCUUAUAAACUUGGUGACUGUUCUCUGGGCUGGGCCUUCUACACUGCCAUUGGUGGAACCAUCCUGACAUUCAUCUGUGCCGUCUUUUCUGCCCAAGCUGAAAUUGCAACCUCUAGUGAUAAAGUACAGGAGGAAAUAGAAGAGGGGAAAAGCCUUAUCUGCCUCCUUUAAUUAUCCAAGAAAACCUUUUCACAUCUCAGAAAAAAUGUUUUCAUAGUGGCUUCGUAGGUGGACUCCUGUGGGAAGCAAUGGAGCCCCACAAGUCUUUUGGAGAUCAAGCAUUUGAAUGUUACUUGAGGGACACUGGGGACUACAGGCAGCAUAAGAAAAUGUUAAUGGUGAGAAUUAUGGCACUUGAGUACACCAGCAAGCCGACACAAGAGCGUACCUGUUGGCUUCACAUUUCCAUGAAUAGUGCCUAUUGUGGAAGCAACCAGUUCCUACUUUAGGUUCACCAGCAUGAAGGAUUGUGAAGGAAUCCUUUGAAGGAUAAUGUUUCAUAUAAGUCACUAUGGUUCUGCUAUGGACAUACGAUGAUAGAAUCAGGCUGCAGCUUGAAGAGUUUUAGGCAUCACAUUGGUACCAUCCUCCAUUUACUUUUUUCAGAAAGCAUGGGAAAGACAUUGAAAAGCACAACAACUUAAUUUGUAUGCAACAGCACAUUGGAAGAAUGUGUUUAGGAACCAUGCAGGAAGUCCAGGUGAAGCUGGUAGGAAAGUGAUUUUCAGGCGUCUAUAAGAAGUAGAUUGCCCAGUGAAAAUGUGAGGCACAGAGCGACAGCCCAAACCAAGUACAAAUAUAUGGUGGCAGCCAGAGUUUAAGCUAAAUUACUUUGGUUUCUUAGAACAGGCAAGUACUCCUGUUGUAUGAUUGGUUUAUCUGUAUAAUUGUAGAUAGCUAAAGGAAGUCUUAGGAUCAAGAGUACAUAGUACUGAAUCCAUGAAGGUAUACCUUUAAGAGGACAUGUAGGCCUUAUUGACCUUCAGGAACAGUACCAAGCACAGAUAAUAUUGGUGCUCAUAGAGUACCAUCAACUGCCUCAUCUUCCGUUCAAGUGCAGACUGCCACUGUGCCUAAAGCAGCCACGUUAUCAGCUAAUGGCAAAUUAUAUUAAGGUCUGAGUCUUUUGAAAGAUCUUUUAAAAGUUAUAUUACAUGUAUAGGAAAUGCUGAUGAUUGUAGUGUUCAAUAAGUGAUCCUUUCCCAUUAGGCAGUUAAUGUAUUUAUGUAAUUGUUCCACAACACUUCUUUUGGGGGGGGGUGGGACCACAGUAAAAUAACAUAACAGUGUGCUACAGUAAUGGAUGUACAAGAAAAAUGAAGGGAUAAGUAAUGGCUAAUAUCCAGACAUUCAAGUAUUAGAUUAGUCCUACUAAUAUUUUAUAUUGUACAUUUUGGUAGGCAGGAAAAACACAGCAGUUGGGAGGUUAAGAUGCUAGAUUAAAAUGCUAUCAAACCACUAAUGAUAACCACUUAUUUCUACCAUUUCUUCUAAAAUUUUAAAUAUUGAAAAUUCCAGUGAAAAGGAAAGUAAUUUACUGUCUAAACUCAAACUCAGGAUUAUUGUGUGUGGCUGCUGCUUCUUUAACCACUGCUAUAAGUACUCCAACAAGGCACCUGUGAAUGAACAAAUCACAAUUACGCACAUAUAUUUUUUGUGGGUUAUUGCCAUCUAUAGUGAUAUGCUGAGUACCAGCAACACGACUGGUAUCAAAACUAUGAAGUGUGAUUUUGGUAGUAGUCAAUAAGGUAGUAGGCAGUAAGGUAGUCUUCAUGCUACAGUGAGUCUACCGAACCAACCCCACCUAACCUGGAAAUUCAGCAGAUUGUCUUGCUGUUUACAGAAAGUGGAGAAUAAAUAGUGAUACAAGCCAUAUGCAGCCUACUUUGUAUGGCCAAGUACUUAACAAGCGUUAGCCCCAGGUAGGCACCAAUGAUUGAGUGAGGCCCCGAAGGCUAUUAAAUAUGGUUGGGCUGAUGGGCACCAACAUGGCCCGGUUUAAGAAAUUAGCCAAAAUCAGAAUGGAUAAAGCUAUCAAUGGCUACUUGCCAUGAUGGCUAUACAUUAUUUUCUGUAUUGGGGCAGUAUGCUUCUAUAAUGCAGUUGCUGCAGAAAACAAGAAGCUACCGUUUCCCUUGGGUUCUAUCUGAGGAUUUCCCAUUGGCAUCUGGUUGGCUACUGUAGAAACAGAAUGCUGAGUUAGGCCUGAUCCAACAUGGCUUUUCUUAAGUUCUCUCAUUGUAUAACAUGCUGGAUUGUUCCACUGUGGAGUCCAACUUAGUACACAUGGAGUGUCUACACUGAUGUUAUUUGUUCUCCUUGUUGGUACUACAACAUAAAACCUUUUAUGCUUGAGGUUAGAGUAAAACCAGUUUUUUUUAAAGGAGCAGAAUCCUUUUUAGCUUCAUUAUGGACAUAGGGCUAGUCCAAUGUUUACAUUCAGAAGUGCCAAAUUAAUUACAGGAUAUAAUUUUACCACAAUGCAGACAGGGAAAGUGCUCUUAUAAAAAUAUUGCUAUAACAAUAUGACCAGGAUUGUGUUGCAUGCUUAUACCUGGUCUGAAGAUGCACAUCAUUUCCAAAGUUUUCUUUAAAAAAUGCAAACCAGCCAAUCCCAGUUGCUCUUUAAACACCCAUCUCUCAAAAAGCUAUUUAGUUCUUAACCACAGCAGCAGCUUAAAAGAAAAACAGCUUUGGAUAGCAUAUUCCCCCUUUCUGCACAUUUCUGUUUAAGAUGCUUUUGCACAUAACUUCCAUACUGCUUGAAAAGCACUUUAGGAGUCCUGUGACAGCUUUUGGAAGUGAAAACUAGGGAGGAAAUUGUGUGUUCACACCUCUGGAUUCCAGUUUGCAUCAGGGAGAAAAGAUUUCCUUUCCUCGAAAACAAUUGCCAGUCUAUUACAAACAAUUCCCAGCAUGGAAUUACAGGUGGUAAAACCACCAUUUAAGGACUUUGCUGAAUCAGAAAUGACUGUAUGAGUCUGCCCAGAGAGAGAGAGAGAAACACAGAAGUUGACACAAUAGCUUUCAUGGAAUAGAAUAAUAAUAGGGCUCUUAAGUGUCUUUUAAGCAAUUGGCUGACCCAGCAAAGUAUUCCUUUAAGUAGUUGGUUUUCUAUACUUCCAUCUGUUGCUUUUCCUUUUUGGUCAGGGCUCCAAGGUGAGCAUUCCAUCGUUACACAAUAUAUUGUGGUCUGAAACAUUUAGAUAAAUAAUUAAGUCCAUGAAAAAAAUUGAAGUGCCCUCAAUUCACUGAUGCUGCUGUAAUGAACAAGGUCCACUUUACAGAUACAUUCCUCCUCCUUUGAGAAAGUCUAAUACUAGUAACAGGGAUGGGUAACAUGCAGUCCUUCGGCUGUUGCUGGACUGCAGCUUUUAUCAGCCUUGCAAACAUGAUCAAUGCUAAGGGAUGAUAGGAGAUAGUGUCUAACAUUUGGAGGGCUAAAUGUUUCCUGUCCCUGACCAAACAGAUUAUGCUUGCUGCAACACAUUAAUCCAGCAUACCAAAGCUAAUUGAAUUAUUGAUAAUCAUUUUAUUUGAUUAUGUUGAUCUAAAUCGAGAUUUCUUUAAGUUAGGGAACAGACCUCCCCCAAUACAUUGAAAUCCAAUAUGCUAAUAGAAAUUUUAGCUACUAUUAAAGUCAAGAUUUAGUUCACUAUAAACUCCUAUGUCCUAAUUACAGUGGGUUGGCUCUGAAGAAAAACACAUUUUUAUGAGAUUGACAGAGGCUGAGUGCCCUUCACCUCAGCAGCCCCAGCUACUAAAAUCUCUUCCAAGAUUCAAGGACACCCUUCCCACACACACAAUCAGAUAAAUUGGAAGAGGUGUUUCAGGAGGCUGCCAGGAGAGGAGGCAGAGAAGGCACUUUCCAUCCAUUUUCCUUUGGAUCCAUCCUAUUAUCUUUGAAUGUUUUUCAACAGGAAGCAUGAAAUUUCUAAAGUAAACUGAAAGCCCGUAAUUUAGGAAGCAUGUGCACAUGUAACUGAGGCCCUGGUAAAUGUUAGCAUAUAAGGUAAAAAUAGACUUAAUUUGUUUUCUCAAGUUGCCACUUUACUGAAAUUCUAUUACAUCACCACCUAAUGCAUCAAACAUAACUUGUUACAAUCCUAUGGCUUAAACACAGCCCAGUUUCAGAAUCAGUUCAUGAACAGAGUAUACAUCAUGCUUUGAAGGGAUUACAGAGUUUUUAAAAACAUUUGUACCUAUUUUUUAUCAACAACUGCAUGUUUACCUAGAAAUAAGUUCUAUUGCCAUUCCAGAGAUAACUGCAUGCAUGAAUUAGACCAGCACACUCCUGGUAAGUUCUCAAAUGAGUAGCAUCCUGUGGUUUAAAAAUGCUUUUGAAUUUCAUCUCUAAAAAUGUCAAAGACACUUGGCAAAGCAGUAUUUCAGUUUCAGAUACAGUCUUAUAUCUGACUGCUACUUAAUGCAUAUUACAUUGAUUGAUAAAAAUGGUUGGUAUGUUUUAAACCUGUGUACUAGACAGAUCAAAAUUUAAAAGAUACUUUAGUAUUUCUGCAAUAACUUGUUUAAUCACUUUUGUAAACUUGUAUUAUGUUAUGUACCAUAAAUUUUUCCAGAGGGUUCAAGAGACAUAGUGUGUUUGAAGUUCAAUAACGAGAAUGAGGAAAAGAAAUUGUUCAAAGGGGAAAAGAGUAGUGGAUGCCCCAUAACAAAGGUAUUAUGCUAUUUAACAUUAUGUGCCAACAACAUUAUGUGCUCUGAAAUCUCUCUUUGGAAAAAGGCAGGUUUAAAAAUAAUUUCAAUGAAGGAUUUCCAGCAUCUUUUGAACUCUGGGUAAUCCAGGCCUACUUAUUUAUAGUCUGAACUCUAAAUGUGAAGGGUAACUUGAUAUUUAGCAACUAAUGAGCUCAUUAAUAUAAAUGAGAGGAGGGAAAAAGAUAUGUUUGGUUUGUUAAACACAGUAAAGAACAUUGCUGUUGAGCUGCAUUACUAAUUUAAUUUGUGUACAAUAUAGUAAUUUCUUUGCCUAAUAAAUGAUUAUUAACCCCUGAUGUUUUCUGAGAAAUAACUACAUAUUUAGCACAGGUAUUAAUGGUAAUACUAUCAGCAUUCUGAAAGACAUGCAAAUCACAUCAUUUAUGAAAUAGAGAGUAAGAUCUACAUAAAUAAGACUGUCAGUAAGUUCUGAUUGAGUGUAUAGCAAUGACACUUUGUAUCAGUGAAGAUUUCAACUGACAGUUACAAUAAUUUAUAAUCAAAAUAGGAAAACUGGCAUAUAGUUGGAGUUACAAAAAUAUGUAUUACCCAAUAUUGAUUUGAAAUCCAAAAUGAAAGCUGCAUUCACAAGCUGCUAUAGUAUUGCAAAGAACACAAUUGUGUGACCACUAGGUGUGGUCUAGAUAGCCACGGAAUUUUGGAGACCCAGCUGCCGGAUUGGAAAAGCACAC